AUGCCGGUCGAGGAGGUGUCGGGAGAUCUUCUCUCCUGUGAGGAGCAGUACAUUGUGCAGCAGUCCAACUGCGUCACGGACUAUGCAGCGGGUCUAGCAGCUGCAAUUGCGGAGAAGUUUCCGCACGCGGACGUCUACAAGGCUUCUGCCAGGCAGGACCGCGGUACGGACAAGAGCGGCGACGUCCCCGGCACGAUUGCCGUUCUUGGCGGACCCUGUGCUGCGACAGGCCAAGAGCAGAGAGGCGUGAUAAACCUUUUCGGCCAGUGGGCCCCUGGAAAACCUCGCACCGGGCCCGCGACAGCGGAAUACAAAGGUAGGAAGGCUGCGCCGGGUGUGAUUGAUGAUGAGAAGCAGCGCAUGGAAUGGUUUCGAAAGGGUCUUCUCGACAUUGCAGAGAUCCCGGGCCUUGAGAGCAUCGCCUUCCCUCACCAGAUCGGCUGCGGCCUGGCUGGGGGUAACUGGGCUGACUACAGCAAGGCCCUGGACGAGUUUUCAGAAAUGAUGGCAGAGAAGAAUGUCAAGGUCAAAGUAUACAAAAUGGUGGAAGCAGGCAAGGGAGAUGGACGAAAAUGA
Molecule: messenger RNA, 576 nt
Organism: Symbiodinium necroappetens
Lineage: Eukaryota; Dinophyceae; Suessiales; Symbiodiniaceae
Source: the annotation of a GenBank genome assembly